AUGGAUGACAGACUGCCUUCCUUAACUAUGUCGUCAAGUGGAAGAACAUGUGCCCGGGCACCGACAUAUGAUCAGUUUAUUAUGCUUUUGCUGAUGGAAAAGUUGAUAUCUAUACGCACGUCGCAACAGAAUAAAACCCUUUCUCUCUCUCUCUCUCUCUUUCUCUCUCUCACUCACUUUCUCUCUCUCUCUUUCUUCAACUUUUCAGCGGGGUCGCUAUCUCUAAAGUAUAAAUACUUGAGAAAACCCUUUCUCUCUCUCUCUCUUUCUCUCUCUCACUCUCUCUCUCUCUUUCUCUCUCUCACUCUCUCUCUCUCUCUCUUUCUUCAACUUUUCAGCGAUCACUACGACUAUGGGUCGCUAUCUCUAAAGUAUAAAUACUUGAGAAAACCCUUUCUCUCUCUCUCUCUCUCUCUCUCUCUCACUCACACACUCUCUCUCUCUCUUUCUUCAACUUUUCAGCGUGGGAAAAUUAGCCUUACUACUUUCUAUUACUUUUCUCCGUGGUUUUCUUGCUAUCGCCUCCCCGUGAAUCACUCAGCCUCUCCCCGUAUCCAUCAGUUUACUUUUCCGUGUCGUAUCUUUUCACUUGUUUCGUUUCUAGUCAAGGGCAAACAUUCUGUGUGA
Messenger RNA from Acanthosepion pharaonis, 627 nucleotides. Lineage: Eukaryota; Metazoa; Mollusca; Cephalopoda; Sepiida; Sepiidae. The record is from the annotation of a GenBank genome assembly.